Messenger RNA from Scheffersomyces stipitis CBS 6054, 5529 nucleotides. RefSeq lists its product as uncharacterized. The record is from RefSeq and is a predicted model, not a curated record. Bases 1 to 5529 code for a protein of 1842 amino acids. Gene Ontology annotation, biological process: nuclear pore organization. Gene Ontology annotation, molecular function: structural constituent of nuclear pore. The transcript has a single exon. Gene Ontology annotation, cellular component: nuclear pore inner ring; nuclear pore. NCBI's taxonomy places the organism in Eukaryota, Fungi, Ascomycota, Pichiomycetes, Serinales, Debaryomycetaceae.
AUGGACCUGGUCACCUCCAUCAGACUGGAUCUACUCAAUGUGCUUAUGGCUCCAGGCAAAAGCGACGGAUCCAGGGCUCGGUUGGUCGACCAGCUGAAGCCAGUGACCUUUUCUGAUGGCGAUGAGUAUCGCAUCAACAAGCUGUUCGCGGAGAUUGCAGUCUUGCUUGCGUCGGAGUUUGACUUGGACGAAGUCAUCACGGCCGAGUUGCUUUUCCACGCCAACAACUUGAGCUUCCAGAAGGGUACCAAUCUCGCCGACUCCGCCAGGAUCGCGUUCUACCAGCGACUGCUGUACAUUUUAAACAUCUUGAUCUUUCUCGUCGGGCUGGGCCAGGUGCUGUCAGUUGUAACGGGGGAAGCUGAGUACGAGCUCUUCUUCCGUAAUAUCCUCGGGUCAUUUUCGAGGAUCUAUACGCUUCUCAGCAUCCUUAACGAUCUCAUCGACAAACAGCGAGUCACUAGCGAUAUAAAUAGCCUUGAAUUUAUCAAGGCGAUAGGCCACGCCAGAGCACAGUUGUUUGAGCACCACGAACUCUUGGGCCAGUUGUUGUACAGCUUGAUAGAAGCAGAACCUCGUAAAUACGCCGACCAGGCGCAUUUUGCAGAAAUAGCUGAUUUGCUCAAUAAAAAAGUCUCAGACGAGGACGUAUUUGUGCUCCACUUUUUGCCUGCCAUAUUCAGUCUUGUAACGCAGACUUUGGGCUCCGAUGCCGAAGCGGACAAGCUUCACAGACACAUCACGUCUACACUCGCGACCGACUACCGGACCGUGGCAGAUAACGAUGUAGUGGACGUGUCCAAGUCGAAACUCAAAGGUGUGGAUAUCGUAGUGUAUUUCUUCUUCUUAUCCAGGUUCGUCCCCUGGUGCAAGCAGCUGGACGAACGUACUAAAAAAUACGACUACAAGGACGACAUACUUCGCUACUUGGAAUGGCUCAUCAACUACGGGGCCAUGGAGAGACUUUUGUCGUACACAGCAGACACGGCACAUCCGCAUACCACACAACUUUUUGAAUGGAGCAACCUCUACGACUUUCGGUCACUUCUCCAGAAGUCGUGUCCUCGUCUUAGCCCGGUGAAGUUUGUGUAUCCGUCAGCUCAGGAGGUAAUCCACGCAUCGCACACCAAGCCAGGAUUGGACAACGUCUCCAUACUUUUCGAUACUACUGUCUACAAGGUGACACCGGCCUUCAGCGAGAACUUGUUGGCGCCGCUUUUCCACCAGUUCUUCACGUGCUUCAUCAACAAUUCUGCGUUGAUAUUGACACUGUUGCGUGACACAGAAGAGGACUUUGUGUUGUCAUACAUCAAUAGAAAGCAGAUCGAGAACGACUCGGACAUCGACGCCGUAGUAACUAGAAGCAAGACAGAAGCCAACGGAGAUGCGCCAUCCAAGAACGAUAAAUCGAGGUCUGACGAGCUUGAUCUCGACGAGAUAGCCUCACGGUCAGACUUAGAACGUUUCUACUUGGCCUUCGCCUACACAUACAACUCGCGGCCAGAGCUCUGUUCGGACUUCUGGUCAUCAGACGAAAUAACGAACGACAUCGUAGGCUUCCUCGCGUGGGGGUUGAGCAACAAUACGUCUCCGCUCAUCACGGCUACCUUCAGCUUGUUGCUCGGUUCGUUGGCGUCUAGCGGUGACGAAGCUUCUGCCCGUAUCUGGGAGAUCUUGGUCAAGAACAAUACUUCCUUGAAGAAGAAUGACUACUCCAAGAUUUCCAUAGACUCCAUCGUCGACUCUUUGAACUAUUACAUUGACGCUCUCAUAGAAAACUUCGAGCAGGACUUAUUUGACCAGAUCAAGCAACAGCAGAAGAGACAAGAGUUUCUCUUUUCGAGCAGCUCCAGCAAGCAGGAUGGAGACGACCAAAGCAACAAUAAGAUUGUCAUAGAAUUGGCCGAGGAUGCUGUUGUCUUCAUUUCAGGAUUUGUUCAGUUGAUCUCGUCCAUCGUAAGAAAUCUUUCGUCGUCGAAUGAGCGUUCCAACGAAAUCAAAAAUAUUGCCUUCUCCAGAUUCUCGCCCAUCAUCACGGGGUUUUUGAGAUUUGACAAUUUGAUCACGGGCUCCAAGUUGGUAUCAGUUGAUAUUCAGCCUAUUGGAGCCAAUGCACCCAAGUUGAUCGAUUUGCCAAGCGUUUUGGUCAAUGAAGACAACAGAGUCGUUUUGUCGAACUUGAUGUUGAGCUUCUUGGCUGACUUCGUUCAUAACGGUGACAAUCUAGCUACAAACUACAAGGUGUGGCGAAUUGUUGACCGCUGGAUAUACCACGGCUUAUUAGACCAGACAAACAGCAAUGGCCCAACUCCGUCUCAAUUAGAUAGCACGUCACUUAGACAGCCGCCGUCCAAACCCAAGUAUUCCAGCAAGCGCAACUUGAGAAUCAAUCAGGCUUUCCAAAUUAGCUUGAGCCACCUUUCCCAGGUCUCUAAUUUCACCAGAUUGUUGGCAUGUCUAUUGAAGCCGCUUAGCAACGAGAACCAAGCUUUCACGCCGUACUCGCUCUUGUACCCUGUAGAUUUGGGUUAUGGCUAUAGAAGCAACAACUUAAUAGGCAUUUGGCCGUACAUCGAAUACCUCUUGUUGGAGGUAUUGGCAAAGACCGACGACUUGGAUCUGAAUGAAGACAGACAUAAGUUGCAAGGCGUCAUCAUGGAGAUCAUCUAUUCAUCUUUGGGAGAAGUCGAUUGGAAGUUUUUGAACGACCUUGCUCCUAAUGUCAUCAAAAAUAUCACCAACAUUGAUGACAUCUUUGACUCUUUGGUGCCAAACAUUCAUAUGACGUACCAGUUGUUUGUAAAGCUGCAUCAUUCGAUGGCCGUGAUGAACUUCUUGUUUGACGAGAAGGCAUGGAAAGCAUUAUUCAGUAUCAUCAAUAUCGGUGUAGAUGCUGCUAGUUCAAGCGAUGACUUGUCAAUUUUGAUUCAAAACACUUUGUCUACUAUUGACAAGGUUUUGGAAUUGCAGGACACCUUUAUCAAUAGAUUGCUUCCAAUGUUGAAGAACAAGGAUAUUGUUCCUAUAUCUAAUACUAGCGCUCCCAAUGGGUUUGGUACCAGCAUGAGCUUAGCACUUAGCACUCCGAGAUCAGUGUCCGACAACUUUUAUUUCCCCAAAGCUGUAGGUACACACGGAACGUCUGAUUUCUACGAGAUAUUUUUAUUCAACUUGAAGACUGUAGCCCAUUUUGGACUUUAUGUUGGUUCGUCCAAUCCAGUUCUUGCAGAGUCAGCUUUGAGCAUCUUGGAUAGGAUUCGCUUGUCUCACUACUUUAUUGCCAAGAAUCUGUUCCUGUCCAAUGACCCAGUUUUGAACACGAACAGAUUAUUGACAACUUUUGAAAGUAUCGAUGAAUCGCUCAAGAUCAAGUAUGCGUUCAUUGAUCACUUUGAGAGUUACGAAACCAACUUGGAGUUGAAGUAUAAGAUUCUCCAUUUCUUGCUAGGGAACUUGAAUCAAGCCACUGGAAAGGAGCCUACAGUGGCACAUUUCCUCUUGGGUUAUGAUAUCAGAGGUGGAAAGCUAUUUUUCCACGAUUCCGAUAAUACAAAUACACUCUUGAAAUGUUUGUUGAGCUGCUUGAACUUGAGUUUAGAUUUGAUUUCGGAAAUUGACUACAACAACGGAAACAACAAUAUCAUCGACAUUGGUCCGGCCAAGCUCUCGUCUUUGAUUUUGGAAAUUUUGAUCAAGCUUAGUAGAGAUUCGAUUUCCUCUAUUAUUACUUUGAAUCAUUUAAGAGAAUCAGACAGUUUGUUUGAAAAGUUAAUCAACUAUCAACCCCGUCUUGAUAUGCACACUAUCUGGUGUGGAAACACAUUUGAUGGUGAUCUUCAAGAGGAAAACUAUAAUGAGUUUGUGAAUAGCGCCUUGAGUACCCAGGCUUUCUUUUCAUUCAUCAACCAAAGAAACUUGAUUUUGCAGUACUUGUCGCUUGAAUUUCAUCAUAUCGUUUCCAUCACCAAGAAGGAGUUCUAUACGCAAUUGCUCUUGAACAACAAGGAAUUUUUGAAUGGUACUCCAAAAUUCUUAUCUUUCUUGGAUGUCUUGAACUAUAAUUUCAACAACUUUGAAAUUCACAACGGCGAAGGAUUCAACAGAAAGUACAACUUGCCCUUAUUGAUUGAACAUGUACACGACGAGCAAACCCACACAGUUGAUUUGUCAGUGUUGAACAAGGUGUACAAGCUAGUAUGCCAAUCGUCAACGUUCACGACUAGAGAACAGAAGAUUUCAUUUGCGCAAGAAAUAAUGGUGGAAGGAAACAAAAUAAGCGAGUUUGUCACGAAGUAUUUAGUUUCCAACGACUUGAGAGAAAUUCAAUUGAAGACAUUGCAUUCGUGGUGUCAAUUGGUUGAGAUAUUGAUCACUGAUGAUACGGUUGGAUCCAAAAACUUCAUCCUUGAGGUUCUACAGGUAAUUUUGCCAAAGAUUAACGACUACUUAGAGUCAGACAUCUUGUUCUCUGAAGAGCUUAUCUCGUUGAGUGUGUUGUUGUUUGACUUGUAUGACCAAGAAAUAUUGGCCGAGAAGAACAACGAGGAUUUUGCAUUGGGAAUCCAGAGAUUGAUCCCCUUGUUCAAGACAUGCAUAGCUGGUAUCUUGAAUUCUAAUUCAACUCCAAACUUGAGAUCUGAUUUGUAUGUCUUGGCCAAUAAGUUUUUGAUCAAGGUGAUCAGCAGCGAAGAGCUCGUUAGAGAGUUGUCUGUUAUUAUCAAAUCUGUGGACAAGAAGUUUGUCGAUCUCAUUUCCAACGACGCAAUAUAUUCUGAAGGGUCUUCCCGAAUCACUUCGAUUUUGUUAUUGGAGUCGUUAUUCCACUUGGCGUCGUUGUCAAAGAACAAUUUCAUUCUAGACUUGUUGGUGAAGAACAACUCGUUGUUGUUGUUGCUUCGUUCAGUUACCAGGACCGAUGAGAUGUUGCUGAUUUGCUCAAAGAGUGGAUCUGGUGUAAGUUUAGAUUCGUUGUUGUACGAGUUGACUGCAUUCCGUUCCACACUCUAUCUUCUUAUCAGAGUUGCCCAAUCAAAAGCUGGUGCAUUGCAGUUAAUACAGGGCGAAAUCUUUUCCAUUCUCAAACAAUCCAACUUGUUGAAGAUCGACCCAGACUUGGGAUUGGACUUGCUGUUUGACGAAUUCCAAGACCUUAAGAACGUCAGGGUCAACUUACUCUUGGACACACCGUUGUCGUUGAAUGAUUUGGCCGAUAUUAGGAACAUCAGAAACGAGAACAGCAUCUCUUACUUUGAGUUCUUGAUUCCGAUAUUCCAAUUGAUAGCUACCGUCCUUUUGUCAAUGGGCCCCAGCUAUAAGCCUAGCAUCAUUCAAGCCAGAGAUUUGAUGGCUGGCGUGAACAGACUAGUUGUAGGCAUAAUGAAGAGAGACAUCAUAUUGGAGACUAAGAAGGUUGAACCUCUGUUGUACAAAGAGGACCAGUUUUCACUACAUGGGUUGAAGGAGUUGGUGAGGUUGUUUACCUUGUUGGACUCGUUGAUCUCGUACGAAGAAAAGAACAGAUAUGUUUAG